Messenger RNA from Theobroma umbraticum, 1063 nucleotides. Its product is annotated as rRNA 2'-O-methyltransferase fibrillarin 1-like. Gene Ontology annotation, cellular component: small-subunit processome; box C/D methylation guide snoRNP complex; nucleolus. The record is from RefSeq and is a predicted model, not a curated record. Gene Ontology annotation, biological process: rRNA methylation; box C/D sno(s)RNA 3'-end processing. NCBI's taxonomy places the organism in Eukaryota, Viridiplantae, Streptophyta, Magnoliopsida, Malvales, Malvaceae. Gene Ontology annotation, molecular function: histone H2AQ104 methyltransferase activity; RNA binding; rRNA methyltransferase activity.
AUGAGACCUCCAAGAGGCCGUGGUGGUGGCGGUGGUGGGUUUAGGGGCAGAGGUGAUGGAGGGAGAGGGAGAGGAAGAGGUGGUGGUGGUGGAAGAGGUGGCGAUAGGGGCAGUGGCAUGAAACCCCGUGGUGGGGGACGUGGUGGCCAUGGUGGAGGAAGAGGGCGUGGAGGAGGAAGAGGAGGAAUGAAGGGUGGGAGCAAGGUUAUAGUUGAGCCCCAUAGACACGAGGGAGUUUUUGUUGCCAAGGGUAAAGAAGAUGCUCUUGUAACUAAGAAUAUGGUCCCUGGUGAGGCUGUCUACAAUGAAAAAAGAAUUGCUGUGCAGAAUGAAGAUGGUACUAAAGUUGAGUACAGGGUUUGGAAUCCUUUCCGGUCUAAGUUGGCAGCUGCAAUUCUUGGUGGUGUUGAUAAUAUCUGGAUUAAACCUGGUGCUAAGGUUCUCUACCUUGGAGCUGCUUCUGGUACCACUGUUUCACAUGUAUCUGAUGUUGUUGGUCCUACGGGAGUGGUAUAUGCUGUAGAAUUUUCACACAGAAGUGGUAGAGACUUGGUCAACAUGGCGAAGAAGCGAACAAAUGUUAUACCUAUCAUUGAAGAUGCUAGGCAUCCUUCCAAAUACAGGAUGCUAGUUGGCAUGGUGGAUGUGAUAUUUUCUGAUGUUGCUCAGCCUGAUCAGGCUAGGAUUUUGGCCUUGAAUGCAUCCUAUUUCCUGAAAGCAGGAGGUCAUUUUGUUAUUUCAAUCAAGGCAAACUGCAUUGACUCCACUGUUCCUGCCGAGGCUGUAUUCCAGAGUGAAGUUAAGAAAUUGCAACAAGAGCAGUUCAAGCCAUUCGAGCAAGUCACUCUUGAACCUUUUGAGCGUGACCAUGCUUGUGUUGUGGGUGGCUACAGAAUGCCCAAGAAACAGAAAGCUGGACAAUAAUUUUGUAGGCCUUCUUUAAGCCAAUGUUUGCUAGAAAAUGACUGUUACGUUUUGCCCUUUUUGCUUUAUUAGGUGUUUAUUAAAACUCAAUAUUAAUGCUGUUUUGGAACAUUUUGCACUAAUUUUGGUUUUGAUCGUC